UUUCUCUCUCCCCCCCCCCGUUUCACUCCUCCUCCUCUUUAUCCAAAUGGAGAGAGUUCUUUUUUUCUUCUUCAUCUCAUCUAUUGAAUCAAGGAGCUGCUGCUCGCUGCUGCACACACACAGAGGGAGAGAGAGACACACACACACGUACAGGGAGAGAGAGAGACUGGAGUCCCCAAAGCCCCGGGAGUCAGAGACAGCUCUGCCCUGAGACAGAAUGGUACAGCGCGCCGAGACAGACCAACAGCAGCAGCACCACUGAGAGCAAGAAAAGCUCCAGCCCUCCCUUGCUUUGCUUUCACGGAGGAAGACAGAAGGGGAAAGGGGGCAGGGGGGGAAGAGGCUGGUUUCUUUUAGCUGCAAAAGGAGCAGUAGAAAACUAAAGCCGGAGCAACGAAGGGGGGACGGCAAAUCACUCACGCUCGCUCCACUCGCAGACGCACUGGAUGUGGGAAGCGGUAGCGCCAGAAAGCUCCGGAUCAUCGCGAAAUGUUGCAAUGGAAGGCGCAGGGUCUGACUCGCCAGGAGCAGCCAGAGGAGCAGCAGCAAACGCGGUAUGAAGAGGUGGUCUGUCACCAGCAGCCUGCGGAAAGAAGCGCCAGCAGCCCAGCCAGCCUCCCGUUCCCCUGGAUCGCCCCAAAGCAGCAGCGCGCUGCGGGGAAUCACAGAGGACCCAGCCCGUGGGUCGCCAAAACAACAGCAGCAGCAGAGGCAGCAGCCCCGUCCCGGCGGCGGCAACAUGGCCUCGGCUGUUAACGUUUCGGAGCCGGAGAGCAGCGGCGGGGCUGGUGGCGGUGGCUGCUGCAGAGACCUCGAUCGGCCGGGGAGAAGCUGCAGCAGAAGGCGGAGACUGACCGGAGGGAACAGGCGCGCCGCGGCGCUGGAUCUGGAGUAUCUGCAGCGGCCAAGCUACUGCGAUGCAGCUUUUGCCUUGGAGCAGAUUUCAAAGGGGAAGGCUACUGGGAGAAAAGCACCGUUGUGGCUAAGAGCGAAGUUUCAGAGACUAUUAUUUAAACUGGGCUGUUACAUUCAAAAAAACUGCGGAAAGUUUUUGGUUGUUGGCCUCUUGAUAUUUGGGGCUUUCGCUGUAGGAUUAAGGGCAGCUAAUCUCGAAACCAACGUGGAGGAGCUCUGGGUGGAAGUUGGUGGACGAGUGAGUCGGGAGUUAAAUUACACACGCCAGAAGAUCGGAGAAGAGGCCAUGUUUAAUCCCCAGCUCAUGAUUCAGACACCACAAGAAGAUGGUGCUAAUGUAUUAACAACAGAAGCACUCAGACAGCACCUUGACUCUGCACUUCAAGCCAGCAGGGUACACAUUUAUAUGUACAACAGACAAUGGAAAUUGGAACAUUUAUGUUUUAAAUCAGGAGAACUUAUCACAGAAGCAGGGUAUAUGGACCAGAUUAUAGAACAUCUUUAUCCUUGUUUAAUCAUUACGCCUUUGGACUGCUUCUGGGAGGGAGCAAAGUUACAGGCAGGGACUGCCUAUCUAUUAGGGAAGCCUCCUUUGCAGUGGAUAAACUUUGACCCCUUAGCAUUCUUGGAAGAGUUAAAAAAAAUAAACUAUCAAGUAGAGAGUUGGGAGGAGAUGCUGAAUAAAGCAGAGGUUGGUCAUGGUUAUAUGGAUCGACCUUGCCUGAAUCCUACUGAUCCUGAUUGUCCAGUCACAGCCCCCAACAAAAAUUCGACCAAACCUCUUGAUGUGGCCCUUGUUUUGAGUGGUGGAUGUUAUGGACUGUCAAAAAAGUACAUGCACUGGCAGGAAGAAUUGAUUGUAGGUGGAACAGUCAAGAAUGGUACUGGAAAACUUGUCAGUGCUCAGGCUUUACAGACCAUGUUUCAGUUAAUGACCCCUAAGCAAAUGUAUGAACACUUCAAGGGGUAUGAUUAUGUUUCACACAUCAACUGGAAUGAAGACAAGGCAGCCGCAAUUCUGGAAGCCUGGCAGAGGAUGUAUGUUGAGGUUGUUCAUCAAAGUGUUGCACAAAACUCUACUCAGAAAGUGCUUUCCUUUACUACCACUACUCUGGAUGACAUUCUAAAAUCAUUUUCUGAUGUCAGUGUUAUAAGAGUUGCAAGCGGCUACUUAUUAAUGCUUGCCUAUGCCUGUUUAACCAUGCUGCGGUGGGACUGCGCCAAGUCCCAGGGUGCCGUGGGGCUGGCAGGAGUCUUGUUGGUUGCACUCUCAGUGGCUGCAGGAUUGGGACUGUGCUCAUUGAUUGGAAUUUCCUUUAAUGCUGCCACAACUCAGGUUUUGCCUUUUCUUGCUCUUGGAGUUGGAGUAGAUGAUGUUUUCCUUUUGGCACAUGCAUUUAGUGAAACGGGGCAGAAUAAGAGAAUUCCAUUUGAGGAUAGAACAGGUGAAUGUUUGAAACGAACAGGAGCAAGCGUUGCCCUUACAUCUAUCAGCAAUGUUACUGCUUUCUUUAUGGCUGCCUUAAUUCCUAUUCCCGCUUUACGUGCAUUUUCUCUCCAAGCUGCUGUUGUUGUGGUAUUCAACUUUGCCAUGGUUCUGCUAAUUUUUCCUGCUAUCCUAAGCAUGGACCUUUAUCGUCGGGAGGACAGGAGAUUGGAUAUAUUCUGCUGUUUUACAAGUCCAUGUACUAGCAGAGUGAUUCAGAUUGAGCCUCAAGCAUAUGCAGAUAAUGAUAACACUCGCUACAGCCCUCCACCACCCUACAGCAGUCACAGUUUUGCACAUGAAACUCAGAUUACAAUGCAAUCUACAGUGCAGCUGCGCACAGAAUAUGACCCUCAUACCCAGGUGUACUACACCACAGCAGAGCCUCGCUCAGAAAUAUCUGUGCAGCCAGUCACAGUGACACAGGAUAACCUCAGCUGCCAGAGCCCAGAAAGCACAAGCUCAACAAGGGAUUUGCUUUCCCAGUUUUCAGACUCAAACAUGCAUUGUCUUGAGCCACCCUGUACUAAAUGGACGCUCUCAUCUUUUGCUGAAAAUAAUUAUGAUCCUUUUCUGUUGCAGAUUGUGGUUAUUUUUCUUUUCCUGGGUUUACUUGGUGUCAGUCUUUAUGGUACUACCCGAGUGAGAGAUGGACUGGAUCUCACAGACAUUGUACCACGAGAAACCCGAGAAUAUGACUUUAUUGCUGCACAGUUCAAAUAUUUCUCCUUCUACAAUAUGUAUAUAGUGACACAGAGAGCAGACUACCCCAACAUCCAGCACUUACUUUAUGACCUUCACAAAAGUUUCAGCAAUGUGACAUAUGUUUUAUUGGAGGACAAUAAACAGCUUCCCAAAAUGUGGUUGCAUUACUUUCGAGACUGGCUGCAAGGUCUGCAAGAUGCAUUUGACAGCGACUGGGAAACUGGGAAAAUCACAUACAACAGUUACAAAAAUGGAUCUGAUGAUGCUGUUCUGGCCUACAAACUUCUGGUGCAAACAGGCAACCGCGAUAAGCCCAUUGACAUCAGUCAGUUGACUAAACAGCGUCUGGUGGAUGCAGAUGGAAUCAUUAACCCAAAUGCUUUCUACAUCUACCUGACAGCCUGGGUUAGCAAUGACCCUGUGGCCUAUGCUGCCUCUCAGGCCAACAUCCGGCCUCACCGUCCAGAAUGGGUCCAUGACAAAGCAGACUAUAUGCCAGAAACAAGGCUGAGAAUCCCAGCAGCUGAGCCAAUUGAAUAUGCUCAGUUUCCUUUCUACCUCAAUGGAUUGCGUGAAACUGCUGACUUUGUGGAAGCUAUUGAGAAAGUGAGAGCUAUCUGUAACAACUACACCAGCCUUGGGGUCCCCAGUUACCCAAAUGGAUACCCAUUUCUUUUUUGGGAACAGUACAUUGGGCUUCGUCAUUGGCUUCUCUUGUCUAUUAGCGUGGUUCUGGCUUGCACAUUUCUGGUGUGUGCCCUCUUUCUCCUGAACCCCUGGACGGCUGGGAUCAUUGUGGUGGUGCUGGCUCUGAUGACAGUGGAGCUGUUUGGCAUGAUGGGUCUAAUUGGAAUAAAGCUGAGUGCAGUGCCUGUGGUCAUCCUGAUUGCUUCUGUUGGCAUAGGAGUGGAAUUCACUGUUCAUGUUGCUUUGGCAUUUUUAACCGCCAUAGGAGACAAGAACCGCAGGGCUGUCCUUGCAUUGGAACACAUGUUUGCACCAGUACUGGAUGGAGCUGUGUCUACUCUACUUGGAGUCUUAAUGCUUGCAGGGUCUGAAUUUGAUUUUAUCGUCAGGUAUUUCUUUGCUGUUUUGGCAAUUUUAACUAUUCUGGGAGUUCUGAAUGGGUUGGUGCUGCUUCCAGUUCUUCUUUCAUUCUUUGGACCAUAUCCUGAGGUUUCUCCAGCCAAUGGUCGGAACAGAUUGCCUACUCCAUCUCCUGAGCCAGCCCCUAGCAUCGUGAGGUUUGCACUGCCACCCGGACACACGCAUAAUGGAUCAGAUUCAUCUGAUUCAGAGUACAGUUCUCAGACCACAGUGUCGGGAAUCAGUGACGAACUCCAUCAGUACGAGGCCACUCAGAGCUCUGGUGCACCAGUCCACCAAGUAAUAGUGGAAGCAACUGAGAAUCCUGUCUUUGCCCGAUCCACUGUGGUUCAGCCAGAGACAAGAUGUCAUCAGCCAAGUCCAAAAUUACAGUCUAACCCAGAAGCUGGGUCCCAGCAAUCAUGGCAUCAUAACAGACAACCUAGGCGAGAACUGAGGGAAGGACUACGACCACCCCCUUACAGGCCGCGCAGGGACGCUUUUGAAAUGUCUACCGACGGGCAUUCUGGACCUAACAAUAGGGACCGUGCGGGCCAUAGGGCUCGCUCUCAUAAUAUUAGAAGUCCAGCAUUCACUGCCAAGGGUGCUUCUGUGCCAGCAUACUGCCAGCCUAUCACUACUGUGACUGCCUCAGCUUCAGUUACUGUUGCUGUACACCCUGCGGUGCACAGUCAUAACUCACAUGGAGGAGGCUUUCCAUCUUACGAAGGAUACCAUGAAAGUGACCAUGGGCCAUUUGAGGACCCCCAUGUGCCUUUUAAUGUACGGUGUGAGAGACGAAACUCUAAAGUAGAAGUAAUAGAACUGCAAGAUGUUGAAUGUGAAGAAAGGACAAAUGGCAACAGCUCGGAUUAAGGGUAACAACUGAAGCAAAGAAGAGGCCAAAGAUGGGGAAACCUCCUCUUUCCAGAACUGCUUGAAGAGGACUGCUUGAAGUUAUGGAAAAGGACAUGCUGCAUCAGGAUAACAGUUCACUGUUACUGUAACCUAUUGUAUUAUUUUGUUAGAUAUUUCUAUAAAUAUUUAAAAGGUGUAUACAUAUGUAAUAUACAAAAGAACAAUGUAAAGUAGUAUAAUCUGGAGUUAACUCUUGUUAAUAGAGUGUUUGUGCUCUGUACUUAUUGUACAUUGAUUUCUGUGUCACAACUAAGCUUAAUCUAGUCCUAAAUUUCAGCAUAUGUUGCUGCUGCUUAAAUAUUGUAUAAUUUACUUGUAUAAUUCUAUGCAAAUAUUGCUUAUGUAAUAGGAUUUUUUUGUAAAGGUAUGUGUUUAAAUAUUUUAAAAUUUGCAUUUCACAACCCUGUGGUAGUAUGAAAUGUUACUGUUAACUUUCAAACACGCUAUGCGUGAUAAUUUUAAAAAAAUAAGCAGAUAUGAAGAAAAGCACGUUUAUCUUGGUGGUUUAAAUAGGUUAGCUAUGUGCAGGUUUAGUUUUGCUGUAUGCAUGUGUGUAUGUAUGUUCCCAUUGUACUGUAGUGUAUUUCUUUUUACUGUAUGGUAACCCUUAAUGGGCUCAUUAACUCACUGAGGCUGCUGGCAAAGUCAGGAUUUUCCUAUUGCUAAGUGCUGGUGAAAAAUGCAUUGGCACUUAACAGCAGAAUCUCCAGUCUGCUAUUGUCAAAGGGAUGAUUAAGACAGAAGAGAGGGCAGGAGUUCAGAACAUAUGGAUUCUAUUCCUAAAUCUUCCACUGACUUACUGUGUGUGACUUUAGGCAAGUCACUUAACCUGCCUAUGCCUCAGUUUCCACAUCUGUACAAUGGGUAUAAUAAUACUUACCUACCUCCUAGGGAUGUUGUGAGGCUUAAUUACUGUUCAGAAAGUGAUCUGAUAUCCUUUGUGAAAGGUGCCAUGUAAGUGCAAAACAUUAUAAGUUCCCUUAACUGCAAAGGUGUUGGAUAUUGAAAGUUGCUAAAAUCCAAUUAGCAUAUGCCUUUGUAUGUACUGAUGCUAUAUUUUGAUAUUGAUAUUGCAAAACAGAAUGGUAUUGGAAACUUGAAUAAUCGGGUUUUUCAUUGCAGCAAUGGCACAGUUCAAAUCAAUCUGCCAUCUGUCAUUGUUUUAUUUACAUGGCAGAAAGUAAGUUAAUAUAAAGUGACAAAAAUUAGAAUAUUUUCUAUUACUUUCUCCAUCUAAUUUCACUUAUUUUACUGAUUGUCUGCUUGAUCUGGGACCAUGAUGAUUGACACCCACGGGUGAUCACUCUCUCCACUCCUCCUCCCUCCUCCCAGUAACUUAUGGCAUUACUACAUUGAACUGGGAGUCCUUCAUGAAUCUAUUUUAGCUACUUUCUGUCUUUUUUUUUUCUUUUUUUAAGUUAAAAUUGAAUUGCAGCAGGUGAAGGGCUUAAAAAAAAGGGCUAGAAGUGUUAGGCUCUAGUAUGGACCCAAAGCCUAUAUAAGGUGAACAUUAAUUUAAAUAAUAGAACAAAAGGUUACACUACUUUCCCUCCCUAAUUUUUCACUACCCUUCCCCAGGCUAUUUUUCAGAGCAGAUGGAUAAUAUAUUUUAAAACAAAUAGUCAGGCUAGAAAAAAAACACAUGCAAGAUCUGUGUUUAUAAAUACAGUUGGCCACUCCAGGCCAGGCAUUGUUUGAUUAGAAUGUAUACUUCUCCAGUGGCUGGAAAGCUGUGACUUUUUCCUACAGGCUUUCCCAGCAGAGUGGAGAAGUAUGACUAUCAUGUGCACGUGAUCAUGCCCUUUUUUUCUCACUUCAGAACACUUACUUUGACAUAAGGCACUUGUUUACAGAUAUCCAAUGUGAAUACUAAAAGAACAGCUGAUGAGCCUGGCAUUGGCCCACUGGUACAUAAGCUACUGUUUAGAUGCACACUAAGGGUUAAUCCCAUAAUUGCCUACUGGUCCAGCUCACUGUCUAACAUGAAAACUCUUAAUGACAAAAAGACAACAGGCCCCAAUUUAGCACUAGCAGUGUAGUGACCUCUGAUCAUAAAAACUCUGCAACAAAACUGUAUGCUACUAAUUGGAAACUACCUUCAACUGCCAAGUGUACGUGUUACUGUGUCAGAGGUCACUAUGGCUUCCCACUGAUACUGCUUUGGUAUCUAUCAGUCAGUCACUCUCCUACCCCCCCAUCUUUUUUUUAAUAGAUGGUCGGAGGGAGGGAGUAAGGAAGAGUUUUGAUGUCUCAUCUCUUCCCUCCUUCCCCUGCCCACCAAUUGCAUUCUGUGUGUUUGUGCGUGGGUGAGCUAUCUGCUUUCUGCACAAUGUAGACCUUUUCUCCUAUAGUCACAUUGGCAAAGGGAGAACUCAGUGGCUGGCAACUUUGUGUUUUAUGGUUUUUAACUUUUUUUUAAUCAUUGGUGAUAUUUAUAUUUUUGUAUCAUAAGAAUGUUUUCUUACAGUAUUUGUCAUGCCAGUUUAUAACAAACAAAAUGCAGGGAUUUUAUUUCACUAUUACAGCUAUGUUUUUACUUUUAAUGGAAUUUUUAUUUGUAUAGAGUGCUUACUAAUGUUAAAUAGGAAAGAGUAUAUAACAUUUACAUUAAGGACUCGUUGUAGGUUUUAGUGUAAGGAGUAAAAAGGAAAAAAUAUUCAAACUGGGUCUCAUUGCCUGCCUAUUUUGGCAAGAGUGGGCUUAUGUCAUUUCAGUUACAAAGAUAAAAGUAUGCCAUAUAAUUUAUUUAUAUGAAAAUUUAUUUUUGUAGUGUACAUAAUAGUCAUCAAGUCUUUUGACAGAAGUAUAUUUUUAAAGAGUUUAUAUGUAAUGAUGAUACCAUUAUGUUUUGGAACAUUGCUAAAACAUGAUUACAGUGCACACUUUUCAUUUUAAACCCCAUUGCAGAAAAAGAAAAUGUUUAACAGUGUUGAGAAAGAGAGUGUGAAUAUUCAUACAAUUCUGAAUUGUGUUUUAGUUACCAUUUGUGAUCUAGUGUGGUUCUCAUUUUAAACCUGGAGUUAAAAUUGUACAAACUCUCUAAAUAUUAAUGUUCAAACACUGAUAGAAAUUCUAACAUGAAUAAAAAAUAUUAUAACUUA
Molecule: messenger RNA, 8211 nt
Organism: Pelodiscus sinensis (Chinese soft-shelled turtle)
Lineage: Eukaryota; Metazoa; Chordata; Testudines; Trionychidae
Source: RefSeq, a predicted model, not a curated record